This is a messenger RNA of Drosophila bipectinata, 1175 nucleotides long. It is a transcript of the gene dany, whose product is annotated as distal antenna-young. Lineage: Eukaryota; Metazoa; Arthropoda; Insecta; Diptera; Drosophilidae. Gene Ontology annotation, molecular function: DNA binding. The record is from RefSeq and is a predicted model, not a curated record.
GAAAGUAAAAAGAAUGGAGAGAAACGGUGUAGAAAGAGGCAUGUGGCGAACGCGAAGAAAACGGAGAUGCCGAUGACAUCGCCGAUUUAAAUGUCAGCUGGCCCUGAACCCCGAACAGAACCCUUCGAACCGAGGCGCUGUCAAAAACAGUGUGUCGAGCAAAUCAGACCGUCCGGCAUAAGGCGACGCGAGUGAAAUUGUGAAAAGCCCUUGAUUGUAGACUUCCCGAAACCAGUCGAAAGUUCUUCAUCGCUUCUUCGUUCGUUCUCCAUUUUCGUGCUCUCUUCUUCGCGUUUCUACCGACAAUGGAAAGAUUCGGCGUGCCACGUGGCAAGCGUCCUCGGGUGCAAGUUUCCAUGGACGAUAAAGAACGUGCCAUAGCCCGUAUUCGAGGCGGCGAGACCAAGGCCGGCAUCUCACGGGAGCUGGGCGUCCCGGAGUCCACCGUCCGGGGCUGGGUGAAACGGGCCGAGCAGCGGAUGACCCGCGACGCGGCUGUGGGGCAGCAAGGUAGCAGCAGUUAUCCCUCGAUCCUGGCCAUGGCCAUGGCGAAGCCCCAGAUCAGCAUCACCCCAGCCAGCGCCACCUCAAAUGGCUUCACCCCAUCGACGGUCUCCGCGCCAACCCCGAAGCCGCCCCAGAAGCGCACUAGUAACGGUCAUCCUGUGCCGCGCCCACUGCCGACUCCAAUGCCGCUGACCACCGGUCUCCAGAACCAGAUGGCACCUGUGCAGCUGCCGCUACCGCUGGCGCUGCCCGUGCCACUGCCGCUGCCCAUGCCAGUGCCCUUCCCUGUGCCGCCGCAUAGUGACGACUCGUCGGACAGCCAGCUUCGGAUCAACGCCUGGCUGCACAUCUUCAACGCAGGCGUCCUGAACUUUACUAUGAUUACCACCGCUGCCCUAUUGCAAGCUCGUGCCCGCGGCGUGGCGGAUCGCUUGCCGUUGUGGCAAAUCAUCACAGACUUCGUGGAGGAAGCGGGUCGCAAUGUGGCCGCCAACGGGGGCCGGUACGUGCUGGAGGCUCCACCAUCGCCGACCGCCUCUACAUCAGUGGCGGCUACGAGUCCACGACAUAGGCAGAGCAACAGCUUUUCGGCGCCACGCCUUCACAUCACGGCCGAGGACGACGAGGACGACGAGGACGCAUCUACGGAGUCCGAUGUGGAUCCGUGA